AUGAACCGCUUAUCUCCUCCUCAUCCACGCCCAGACGAAGAGUCAGAAAAACGUCCGAAGCGACGCAAAGUCGCGGUCGCAUGCGAUGAAUGUCGCGCUCGGAAGGUCCGGUGCGACGGCAUCCAACCCGUCUGUGGGCCGUGUACGAAACGAUCGGAUGCGCGCUGUGUUUACACUGGUGAGCCGGAGAAACGCAGAGCCGUGCGCAACUACAUCGCUAGCUUGGAAAGUAAAAUCAGACAUCUAGAGAGCCCGGGUGGGCAGCAGGUAUCACGUUAUGCGCAGUCUACAUCGCCAUUCAAUUCACCUUCAGUCCAGUCAUCGGGACAACUCAGUCCAUCACAAACGCUUCCUCUCAACCGGUUCCAUGGCAGGAAUGGCUUCUCUGCAGGCGCUGCUGGAGGGCAGCCAGGCACUGCAGUUUGCCGUCGUUUGGAACGUCCUUUAGAUACUGAAGGACGACAUGAUGGCGUGAACGCGAUGAUGGGUUCUCUGGAGGAGCGCCAGACACAAGGAUUUUUUGGCAGCUCAAGUGCUACCAGUUUUAUGCGCCAGAUCAAAACAGCCGUGGAAAAGAGGGUGGACUCACCCAACCGCCGAACAUCCGAGUCCAUACUGGGAACUGCACCGCAAUCGAGUCUUCUGCCCAAGAGGACCGAAAGACCCUCGACCAUAUCCACCUAUGUGCUUCCCCCAAGAAAGACUGCCGAUAGCCUUAUGGACGUGUACUGGCGCUUUGUGUUUCCUCUCUAUCCGCUGGUAGAUAGCAUUCACUUGCGAGCGGAGUAUAUCAAGAUCUGGACGGGAGACCCGCUCGACUCUGACGAGAAUAUGCUCAUGUGCACAUUCAACGUAAUUUUUGCUUUGGCCUGUCAAUUGGCUGAUUUCAUUCCGCCGGACGAGCGCGAAGCCUCUGCAGAUGCUUUCUUCUCUCGCGCUAAAGACCUCCUACACUUCAACCUCUGGCACGGUGGCUCUGCUGCUCUGAUUCAAUGCCUUCUGCUGAUGGCUCAGUACCUUCAAAGUACCGACUCGGCACAUCAAUGCUGGAUUGUCACUGGGUUGGCGAUUCGGAACGCUCAAAGUCUGGGCCUGCACCUUCCACAGACCAUUGCCCGUCUACCGAGCUUCCAAGAACAGCAACUCGCACGGAAGGUCUGGCACGGAUGUGUUCUUAUGGACAGGGUUAUUUCGAUGACAUUCGGACGACCAGCUAUGAUCUCCAAGGCAUCUUGUGGCUCUGUUCCGUUGCCGGCCACAGUGGACGAGGAGUACAUUCCGGCAGCUCUGGCUGGUGAAGUGAGACAACCCGCGGACCGUCCUUCUGUCAUGGCUUUUUACGCAAAGUCUCUUGAGCUCUACGAGAUUUUGAACGAUAUUCUGCUCAGCCUCUACAAACCUGUUCCCGAAGAGAACCCUGAAGACAUCUACGAUUUCUACUUCAACAAAGGACCGGACGAAGGCGAACGUACGAUCUUCGAGCUCGAUCGAGCUCUCACCAAAUGGACUCAAAGUCUACCGCCCCAUCUCCGAGGAGAUACAUCCCCCAAGCCUGAGGACGCAGUUUUCUACCACCAGAGUGUGGUUUUGAGAGCUCGAUUUCUACAUGUCCGGAUGCUUCUUUUCAGACCGAUUUUGUCCAAGUACUGUACUGCUCGCGAGAUCACACCCAACGAUCCGCUUAUCUCAGUGAAUGAUUCAUUUCCUCAGCGAGUUGCGCAGCAGUGCUCCGUCAUCUGUGUCAAGGUCGCACAAGACGUCAUUGAAUUAAUCCACAGCAACAUCCCUGCCGACGGCUCUGCCGGUCCACUUCCAGCCUGGUGGUACAAUAUUCUUUAUGUCUACACGGCAGCGACGGUCCUGAUCGCCGGGCGCCUCCGAUCCGCUAUCCUCGAAGAAGUAACAGAAACAGCGAUAACCAGAUCCUGGAAUUGCGCCCUUGAAAUAUUGAGAAGCUACUAUAGCUACAGCUCAUCCGCUCGACGGUGCGUCGCAGCAUUGGAGAUCCUCUACGAAAGGGUUGUGUCCGCAGGACCGCCACAGAAUGAGCCGCCAACCCAUGCUCAAGCCAACACUUCCAACACCAUGAACGACAUGGCCCUUGGCGAAGGCAUGAAUGCAAUCUUGCUGGAUGGCUUCGAUAUACCUGAUUUUCAGGAUAUGUCGUGGCUGAACAGCGUGCCGAGCAAUCUUUAUUGA
Messenger RNA from Aspergillus viridinutans, 2199 nucleotides. RefSeq names its product transcription factor domain-containing protein. The coding region runs from base 1 to 2199 and encodes 732 amino acids. The record is from RefSeq and is a predicted model, not a curated record. Lineage: Eukaryota; Fungi; Ascomycota; Eurotiomycetes; Eurotiales; Aspergillaceae. Gene Ontology annotation, cellular component: nucleus. Gene Ontology annotation, molecular function: RNA polymerase II cis-regulatory region sequence-specific DNA binding; DNA-binding transcription factor activity, RNA polymerase II-specific; zinc ion binding. Gene Ontology annotation, biological process: positive regulation of transcription from RNA polymerase II promoter by galactose; DNA-templated transcription. The transcript is spliced from 6 exons.